This is a messenger RNA of Hypoxylon trugodes, 3169 nucleotides long. Its product is annotated as glycoside hydrolase family 3 protein. Gene Ontology annotation, biological process: glucan catabolic process. NCBI's taxonomy places the organism in Eukaryota, Fungi, Ascomycota, Sordariomycetes, Xylariales, Hypoxylaceae. Gene Ontology annotation, molecular function: beta-glucosidase activity. Bases 508 to 3012 code for a protein of 834 amino acids. The record is from RefSeq and is a predicted model, not a curated record. The transcript is spliced from 2 exons.
GCAGAUCUAUCUCCAUUGAAAUGAGCGCUUCAACCAUUGUUUCCCCUAUGCCCCCGAUUACGUUCCGGUAUUUGAGGGUCACAAUUCAUACCUAUACGUUUUUUCGCGCGGGUUAACUUGGAGGGUCACAGAGAGAGGGGACGGCACGAGUGAGCCGAGUCCCUUAUAUCGGUAUCCCGUUAUAAUGAACCCCGCGAAAUUUCAUCGCCAAGCCGCGACAAGCUAUGGAUUUGUGUAUCCAGCUUGGUCGAAAAAAAAGAGGGAAAAGGUCGGGGCGUAGUUGACGUCCGUGGUCAAACCUUGCAUGGCAGAGAGAAGUAGUACGUGGCAGCGGUGGGGUUGGUGUUAGGACUAUAAAGGUAGUAGUAAAUUCGUAAUUAGAUACUUUUCUUCUUUCCCUUCUCCUUUCUUCUCUUCUGCUUCUAUUUCUUCUGUCUGUGAAGAACCACAGAUACUACACUCUUUUCUCCAUAUUUUCCCACUUUAUCUCGCUGAAUCGUGGUGAAAAUGGCGGAUAUCAACGUAGAACAGGUGCUUAAGAAGCUCUCUAUGAGCGAUAAGGUCGAUCUACUAGCUGGUAUCGAUUUUUGGCAUACGAAAGGUUUACCUGAGCAUGGUAUCCCCUCGUUGCGUCUAACUGACGGCCCUAAUGGAGUUCGAGGCACCAAAUUCUUCAAUGGUGUCAAAGCUGCUUGCUUCCCCUGUGGAACUGGGCUGGGAGCUACCUUCAACCAAGAGCUUCUUGAAGAAGCUGGGAGGAAAAUGGGAGAAGAGGCCAAAGUGAAAGGAGCACAUGCUAUUCUGGGACCUACUAUAAAUAUGCAACGGGGCCCUCUCGGAGGUCGAGGAUUCGAAUCGCUCGGUGAGGAUCCAUUCCUAGCUGGAUUGGGUGCUGCAGCCAUAGUCAGGGGUAUCCAAUCGACGGGAAUUCAGGCUACUAUCAAGCAUUUUGUCUGCAAUGACCACGAGCACAAGCGGAAUGCGGUUCAAGCCAUUAUCACAGAACGAGCACUGCGCGAGAUCUACGCAUUGCCAUUCCAGCUGGUGGUCCGUGAUUCCAACGUAGCCUCGUUCAUGACAGGUUAUAACGGAGUAAACGGGACGUACUGUAGCGAGAAUCCCAAACUUUUGGACAAAAUGCUACGUGGAGAAUGGGGUUGGGAUGGGAUGAUCAUGAGUGAUUGGUACGGAACAUAUACCACCACGGAGGCAGCACUAGCUGGUCUCGACUUGGAGAUGCCUGGUCCGCCACGAUUUAGGGGUGAGCCACUCAAGUUCAACGUCUCAACCGAUAAGGUUCGGACACAUAUCUUGGAUCAGCGAGUGAAGGCCAUGUUGGAAUUCAUCAAGAAGUGCGCUGCUAGUGGUGUAAAGGAGAAUGCCCCAGAAGCCACGGCUAAUACUCCGGAGACGGCCGAGUUGUUGCGGCGGAUAGGCAACGAGGGAAUUGUGUUGUUAAAGAACGAGAAAAAUGUCUUACCUCUUAAAAAAGACAAGAAGACUGUUGUAAUUGGGCCUAACGCCAAAGUUGCGACAUACCAUGGUGGAGGUUCCGCCUCUUUGGCGGCCUACUAUGCGAUAACUCCAUUCGACGGUAUCAGCAGCAAGUUGACUUCGCCGCCGGAAUACACAAUUGGCCAAUAUUCUCAUAAGCUACUCCCCCUUCUUGGAUACUCAACCAUAUCAAGCAAAGGCGAGCAAGGAAUGACUAUGAAGGUUUUCACAGAAGGCCCAGAAGUCGCAAAUAGACUACCGGUCGACCAAUUAGAACUAUUGAAGACAGAGAUGCUUCUAAUUGAUUACGAGAACCCUAAUGUUAAGGGUCCACUAUGGUAUGCGACGCUCGAAGGAUCUCUAGUUGCUGAAGAAGAUGCCACGUGGGAAUUCGGUGUCGUCGUAUCGGGAUCGGCGAAUCUUUACAUCAACGAUGAACUAGUUGUUGACAACACUACAGAGCAGAAAUUAGGAGAAGCAUUCUUUGGAAGUGCCACGGUAGAGGUUAAGGGUCUCUAUAAGUUGGAGAAGGGGAAGACAUACAAUUUCAAGGUCACAUUCGGAUCAAGUCCAACAUCUAAACUGGGAGGCAGCGCAGUUCUUCUGAACGGUGGUGCCUUAAGAAUCGGUGGAUGUAAGGUUGUCGAUCCUAAAGCUGAAAUCGCCCAUGCCGUUGAAUUGGCGAAGGGAGCCGAUCAAGUCAUCAUUGCGGCCGGACUUAACGCCGAAUGGGAGACGGAGGGUAAUGAUCGUACCGACAUGAGCCUCCCGCCUGGUCUGGACGAUCUGAUCUCUGCUGUUGCGAAAGCUAACCCUAACACGGCUGUGGUUAUGCAAUCCGGCACUCCCGUAGAGAUGCCAUGGAUCAAUGACGUAAACGCACUCAUUCAGGCUUGGUACGGCGGCAACGAGACGGGAAAUACGAUCGCAGAUAUCUUAUUCGGGGAUGUGAAUCCUUCCGGCAAGCUCAGCUUGAGUUUCCCGAGACGUGUUCAACAUAACCCGGCGUAUUUGAACUAUCGAACUGAGGGCGGUCGCGUGAUCUACGGCGAGGACAUUUAUAUCGGCUAUCGUUUUUAUGAAUCGGUCGAUCGUGAGGUUUUAUUCCCUUUUGGUCAUGGUUUGAGUUACACGACCUUCUCUUUCUCUGAUCUAUCGGUAACUGAGAAGGACGGCGAGUUGAACGUGUCCGUCGCAGUCAAGAACACGGGCAGCGUGAGGGGAGCCGAAGUCACACAGGUUUACGUGGCGCCAAAACAGAAGGCGAAGGUCAACCGGCCACUUAAGGAACUCAAGGGCUUUGCUAAGGUAGAGCUGGCCCCCGGUGAGACGAAAAAGGUGACAGUGAAAGUAACUACGAAAUACGCGGCUAGUUACUGGGACGAGGAGCGUGAUCAGUGGUGUGUUGAAGGAGGUGAAUACGAGAUUGUUGUUAGUGACAGCAGCGAGCUGAAGGCAGGCAAAGUUGUGAGGGGUUCGUUCAAAGUGGCUGAAACAUUCUGGUGGUCCGGAUUGUGAUAGAUUUUUACCUCCAUACUUGGGAAUUUGGUAUGGAUUACACGAUACGAAUGAUGACGAGGAAUAUGACGAGGCGUUUUAUAUUGCUUGAGAUAGACUCUUUCUUCAAGGUAAUAUUUGAUAUAAAUCAUCAUGAAAAUAAAUCAUAACUUGUUAU